Molecule: messenger RNA, 1479 nt
Organism: Alternaria hordeiaustralica
Lineage: Eukaryota; Fungi; Ascomycota; Dothideomycetes; Pleosporales; Pleosporaceae
Exons: 5
Coding region: 1-1479 (492 amino acids)
Source: RefSeq, a predicted model, not a curated record
AUGACCGUCCCCAACAUUGGGGACAUCUUGGUGCUGUCGCAGAAGGCUUGGAAGAUCGGACGCACUUUUUCUGCUUGUCAAAAGAAUGCACCAAUGGAGCUUCAAUAUAUUGAGACGGAAAUCGGCAGCCUCGCAAAAUCACUGACAUCGUUGGCAGAGACGCUGCACGCGGAGUCCGUGCGGCAGUUGUUACAGGACGCUGACCAGGAAAUAAAAGACGGCGUUGGCACCAUCCUAAGGUCUUGUCAACUGACAGUAGAUGAUCUUGACUCGCUGAUCGACCAAUACCAAGUCAUCAAGAAGCACCGCACAGUUGGAGGGUUCGCAAUCGAGCGCUCGUGGAGCGAUCUGGUAUUAGCCUCAUACAGGACGAUGAUCUGGACUCCCGAUGGUGGAAACCUCGCAGAUCUGAAAGAGAUCAAGUCUAUGGCUCGUAUGGACAGCACCGUCAUACCAAUGGCAGAGCGAAUCGAUAACAUGAACCACUUGGCUGGAAGCAUCGAUCAGCAGCUUGACGAAGUACAUCUUUUUGACAUCGACCAAGAAAACAUCACCUCUACCAAGGACACCGGAAAUAGUCGCGGUUCGCUCGUCGAAUACUCGCACCGGAUAAACCAGGACGACCCCAGAGACGUCGAAAUGGUCCAGGCUUCUGAAGAGUGCAGAAUUGCCGUAGUACGGAAACGCGUAACCGACCCUGAGACGAAGGCAGUGCGCGUCGUGACAUCCGUAUGGGCGUUUAGCGACGACAACACCACCCGCGUGGAGCUACGUAUGGAAGACGACCAGAUGUACAUACCGUACUCCAGCUACUUCAACCCAGCCAAAGCCUCCAUCACAGUUCUCUGCGAGCUCAUAUUUCACGACGUCAAGCACGGCAAUCGGCCAGUGCGUGUAGAAAAGACUAGCUGGGUCAACUACGUCUUCGACUCACCACAAGCGGCUGCACUCUUCCAAAACGAACUAAUGGGCCGCACUCUGCUCGCGACAUUUCGCACAGAAAAGACAAUGCGCAUCCACGAAGGCCUCUCCAAGUCCUUCUCCUACGCCGAGCAAAUGUGCGGCCUGGAAAACCUCCGCGUCUGGGAAGACAACGACACAAGCGCCAUCAUCGCUCUGAUCCAUUUCUCCGCCGACUUCCGAAACGGCUACCUAGCCUUCUACCUAAACUCCUCCGUCAACCCCAUCAAAGUGAAAGACGGCGGGGACAGAGAGGUCAAGAUCAAAGGGCUGAGAGUGCCGAUUGAUCGGGGCGAUCGCGCGAUGAGGAAGGAUAGUUUUGCGGAAGCUGCCACUGCUUCUGUUGCAGGAAAAGGUAAAGAGAAAGUGGGGGUUGGGAAGAGUGUGGACAAGGGGAAGGUCAUCAGCGGGGCGAAGAUUGAGUUUGCGACGGAGAUGGAGAAGAGUGAGUUUUUGGAGAUGUGUAGCGAGAUGCAGAGGGAGUUGAUUGAGUUGCCGGAUUUGUUGGGGGUUAAUUGA